UUCGUUAAAGUUAAUGAAUUGUUUUAUUUGUCAUUUCUUUUUACCUCAAACAAUAGUAUUUAGCAAAUCAUUUUAUCACUUUCUUCAUUUUGUAACGUUAACUUAAAUGUGUGAACAAAAUAGUUUGUGAUGGUUUGUUUUGCUAAAUCCAUUGUAAAGCAGUGCGCGUCUUUUGUCUCCAGUGCAGCAGGAGGCGCUGCAGCUCUUUAGUCCUCAGAUAAACUCACUAAAGAAAGAAAGAAAGAACGCGCCUGUGAUGUGUUUGUGUAUCCUCCGUGUUUUUCUCUCUUGCGUGUUUCAUUGAGUGUAAACAGAGUCUUGUCUCUGUGUAUUUAAGUGUUGAGACGUUGAUGAUGAGAUGUGCUGUGUUGUGCUGUAAAUGAGUAUGAACUGAUCUGUCCAUGCUGGAUAUAUUGACGAUUUCAUCACAGAAAUCUCUCAGCUGAAGAAAGAGGUGGCGUUACUGGAGACUAUGCUGAGGUCAAGAGGAGAUUUAGCAAUGAAUCGAGAGGAUGUGGAUAGUUGUGAAUCUUCAGUGUAUGUGACUGAUGAUGGUAGUCUGGAUUCAGUGUGGAUGAGCAGAGAUCAGAGCCGCACACCACAGCCACUGCUGGACUCUAAACUCUCUGAAGAGAAAUCCAGACACACACAGGACUCCGAGCUCAGUCUGACUUUACUCUGUUAUACUGAGUCAAAGCCCACAGACACUCAGGACACUACAGUGUGUGACAGUAAACAGAGCUUACAGGAGGAUCAAACCUCCACAGAAUCUCUGGAUUCUGUCUGUAACGCUGGAGAACAGCAGCAGAUCCUGCAGACCAAACUGAAGAUGUGUUCAGUCAAACUCAUCGACUGCAGGAACCUAUUGAUGAAGAUUAAAACUGAACCCAUAGAAAUCAAAACUGAACCCACAGAAAUGAAAACUGAACCCACAGAAAUCAAAACUGAACCCACAGAAGAGGAAGAUCGCACUGAGGAAGAUGAUGAUUUUAUUCCAUCAGCAGAUGUGAAGAGUGAUUCAUGUUUGGAUAUAGAAAUAACGUCCUCAACAUCAAAAGAGCGACUGACAGCACAAACUCUUUCCUGCAUCACCUGUGGAAAGACAUUCAGCACACAGAGACAUUUAGAGAGACAUGAGAGAAAACACACAGAACAGAAACUCUUCACCAGAUCUGAGACCAAAUUUACUACCUUACAAGAGAAGAAACUUAAUUCAAAAGACCACAGAGAGAAGAAGAAGAAGCAGUUUCACUGUGAGCAGUGUGGGAGGAUUUGUGUCUCUUUCUCUCAACUAAAUGUUCACAUGAGGACACACAGCGGUGAAAAGCCUUUCAACUGCACUGAAUGUGGAAAAUACUUCAAAACCAAACACACUCUUAAAAUUCAUCAGAGACUUCACACAGGAGAAAAACCUUACGAGUGUCCUCACUGUGAGAAGAGAUUUAGUUGUAAACAUAAACUGAAGACACAUGUGCUUUUACACACCAAUGAGAGACCGUAUCAGUGCAGUGAAUGUGAAAAAACCUUUAGGGAUUCAAGUUCAUUAAAAAAACACCAGAAUAUUCACAUUAAAGAGAAACUCUAUCAGUGUUCACACUGUGAUAAACAUUUCUGCCUUAAAUAUAAUCUGAUGGUCCAUCAGAGAGUUCACACUGGAGAAAAACCUUACAAAUGCUCUCAGUGUGACAAGACUUUUUCUCAGUCAGGUCACUUCAAAGAACAUCAGAGGGUUCACACUGGAGAGAAACCUUACAUCUGCACUCAAUGUGGAAAGAGCUUCACUCAUUCAUCUCAAUUCAGAGAUCAUCAGAAAGUUCAUACUGGAGAGAAUCUUCAUCACUGUAGUGUCUGUGGGAAGAGUUUCUCUAAUAUAUCUAAAUUCAGAGUUCAUCAAAGAGUUCAUACGGGAGAGAAACCUUAUCACUGUAGUGUCUGUGGGAGGAGUUUUAGUGUAAAGUAUACCUUAAUAAGUCACAUGAGAAUUCAUACAGGUGAAAAACCUUUCAAAUGCUCUCAGUGUGACAAGACUUUUGCUUAUUCAUGUCACUUAAAAGUCCAUCAGAGAGUUCAUACUAGAGAGAAAUCUUAUUACUGUAGUGUCUGUGGAAAGAGCUUCGCUAGGUUAUCUCAAUUAAGAGAUCAUCAAACAGUUCAUACUGGGGAGAAACCUCAUCACUGUAGUGUCUGUGGAAAGAGCUUCUCUUGGUUAUCUCAAUUAACAGUUCAUCAAAGAGUUCAUACUGGUGAGAAACCUUAUCACUGUGGUGUCUGUGGGAAGAGUUUUAGUGUAAAUGAUACCUUACUAAGGCACCAGAGAGUUCAUACAGGUGAAAAACCUUACAAAUGCUCUCAGUGUGACAAGACAUUUGCUUAUUCAGGUUACUUCAGAGUCCAUCAGAGACUUCACACUGUACAGAACCUUUAACUCUUUCCUCGCCAGCGUUUAAAAAAAAAAGUUGCCAGCCAUCGCCAGCAGUUUUCAUGAUUUUCACAAAAGUUUAAUGUCUUCAAGAAAAUGUACAAUAUAUCAAAUAAAGAAAUAGACCCUCUGCUUUCAAACAAAAAAGACAUUUCAUCCUACCUUCAUUAGUUCUCUUUUAUCACCUCUGAAAUAUUGGUAGGUUUUUCAAAAACACCAAAUUUUGAUCAAAAAGUUGAGAUAAUUGCAUUUUUGUAAAGAACUUUUGAUGGAGAUCCAAUUCAGAGCGAUCCUCAAAAACAUACACAGACUGUUUGCCCUAGGGCAGUGUUUCCCAAUCCUGGUUCUCGAGUACCCCCUUCCAGAAAGUUUUAGAUGUCUCCUCAUUUAAAACACCUGAUUAAACUAUUCUGUCUCCUUUCAGAAUGGAUAGCAUGUCUCACCAACAAGCUGUUGAGUAAAAUCAAGUGUGUUAGAUAAGGAGACAUCUAUAACUUUCUGGAAGGCGGUACUUGAGGACUAGGAUUGGGAAACACUGCCCUAGGGCAAUACUUGGCCCUGUCCCAAAUGGCGCACUUCAUGUGGACUUUCGGUCUCGUGGCCUUAAAUUGCGCGUUCUCACUGAGUCUAUGAGUCCGUAGGGUGUCCCAUCUGUCAUUUUUACGCUUUGAAGUGUGCUCAUCAGCGCCUCCUUUGCCCCCUUGAUGCGGCCUUCAGCGAAGCCCGCACUGCAGCAGGCUUCGCGCACUUUACCAACCCAGAAGUCCUUGCGAAAGGGCAAUCAGACGACGGAAGGGAGGAGUUCAUACUGACGUUCAACUUCUCUACCUAUUUCCGGUGUGAUGCUCGAGUCUCUCAAAAUACGACUCCGGUGCACCCACGUGGACUCGCAUCAAGGGUCCCUAAAGUCGGGACUACAUGAUGUCAUCAAAGUGUGGACUCUGAGGAGGACCACAAGUCCGGAGCGUGCCAUUUGGGACAGGGCCCUUCUGAGUUGUAUAAGUUGCGGAAGAGCACUCGGAGCCUGCAGCUACAGACCACCGCCCAGAAACCCGCAUUCGCAGACCCCUCGUUUUUCGAGACAGCGUCCCCUCCCGUUUGGAAGAUCGUAUAACACCCUUAUCCAAAUGGCAUUGAAAACAAUUGGAUGCAAUAUUACGGUCUCGUUUUAUUUAAAGUUAUCCAAAUAAAUAUUUGCGUUCCCUGCUUAAUGCAUGUGCCAAAAAACUCUCUGUAUUCUCUGACUAACAAGUCAGUAGUCUGCAGUAUUUUUUGAGCGUGGGUGUAAUUGAAAGAAAAUUACUGAUGGAAGGGAUACAAUUACAGAUUGAACGAUCUUAUGUAAAAUAUUAUUUGAUAAAUUGCUGCAAUGUUUUUUAUGUAAAUUCCAUUUUUUUUUUCAGUUCAACCUGUAAUGUUCUUAUUAACAUUAUAUCACGCUAACAUUACAAAACUUGUUUUUUCAUAUUUUGAAUGCAAAGCAAAACUUAAAUAAGAAUAGACAAAACACCAAUAAUAAACAAUUCUGUACUUUAUUGAACAAUUAACUAAACAUCAUCUUGCUGUAAACAGGAGAAAGCAAAGAAAAAAUGAAAUAAUUGUGCUAGUGACUUUACUUUUCAUCUUCAAUUGCAUUAAAAAGAACUCUUCAUUUAUAAGUCACUUUGGAUAAAAGUGCCGUCUGCUAAAUGAAUAAAUGUCAAAUAAUGUAACUGCAUAAGUAAUUACUUCCUGCAGGUGAUUUUCCUUCUUUUUUCAGUCUUUUGGAACCUGCUCUGUCAAAUUCCUUGUCUUCACUACAAUAAAAGAUGAAUGUCAUUGUCAAAAAUAUUGUGAAUUACAAAUACCAUUUU
Paramisgurnus dabryanus is the source of this 4272-nucleotide messenger RNA. The record is from RefSeq and is a predicted model, not a curated record. Lineage: Eukaryota; Metazoa; Chordata; Actinopteri; Cypriniformes; Cobitidae.